Molecule: messenger RNA, 5115 nt
Organism: Trypanosoma conorhini
Lineage: Eukaryota; Euglenozoa; Kinetoplastea; Trypanosomatida; Trypanosomatidae
Product: clathrin heavy chain 1
Exons: 1
Coding region: 1-5115 (1704 amino acids)
Biological process (GO): receptor-mediated endocytosis; intracellular protein transport
Cellular component (GO): clathrin complex; clathrin coat of trans-Golgi network vesicle; clathrin coat of coated pit
Molecular function (GO): structural molecule activity; clathrin light chain binding
Source: RefSeq, a predicted model, not a curated record
AUGAACGCCCCAUUGACUACUGCCGAAGUUUUUCAGUUGAACUCCGUUGCGGGUGGGCUGCGGCCCGGCACAAUCUCCUUUAAGACACUGACGUUGGAGAGCGACAAGUACGUAUGCCUUCGCGACGUGCAGCCGGAUGGGCAGACGUCGCUUGUGAUUGUGGACUUGGAAAAGCGUGAGAGUGUGCGUAACAACAUCCGCGAUGCAGAGUCAGCUAUAAUGAACCCCAAGUCAAAGAUCCUUGCGCUGCGCAGUGGUCGGAACCUCCAGAUCUUUGACGUGGAUGCUGCCAAGAGGCUCAAGGUGGUUUUGUUCACCGAAGAUGUGGUUUUCUGGCGCUGGGUGGAUGACCGAACCAUCGGGGUGGUGUCCAACACAGCCGUGUACCACUGGAGCCUUGACACUGCGGAGGAUGCCAUGCCGGAGCGUGUCUUUGAGCGUGCCCCUGACAUGGGCGCCGCCGUGCAGAUACUAAACUACUGCGCCGACGAAAAGAAGAAGUGGCUGCUGUUGUCAGGCGUGGCGCGAGUGGCGGAGGGAAUGGUGGGGAAGACGCAACUGUACAGCGUGGAGAAUCGUGAUGGCCGGGUCGUUGAUGGACACGCUGGGACCUUCAUCUCGACCAACACGCCCACGGAGCCGCGUGCGUGUAACGUUAUGUGUCUGGCGUGGAACACCCUCCACGAAGGCGGGAGGGUGCAGCUGAUGGAGCUUCCCACCAGCCCCAAGAUGGAUAUCACAAUUCCCCGCCGGGUGGUGGAUGUGCCAUUCCCUCCAGGCGACUUUCCCGUCGCCCUAACGGUUUCCCCGCGGCACAAGCUGCUGACCAUCAUGACAAGUCGCGGAACUGCCAUCCUGAUGGACAUCUUUACCGGAAUCAUCAUUAAAUCCCAACAAGUAACUCCUAAUAUCGUUUUCUGCGGCACAUCGUACGGAAAAACAGGAGGACUGCUUUGCGUCAACAAUCAAGGCUCCGUGUUUCACGUCUCUCCGAAUGACAACGGAAUUGUUCCAUUUGUCAAGGAGCAAAUGCGAAACCCAGAGCUCGCCGUGCGCAUCGCCACUUCCGCCAACUUGGGUGGCGUGGAUGACCUCUACCGCAUGCAGUUGGACAACAACCUUCGCGUAGGGAACAUAGAAGAGGCCGUUCGUGCCUGUUUGCGCGCCCCUAACAAUGCGUUGCGUGUCCCAGAAGUUCUCAACCGCUUUGUGCACUUUCCUCAGUCACCAGGACAACCACCAGCCAUAUCCACAUACUUCAAGAUGAUCCUUGCGGAGACAACGCUGAACGCGCAUGAAUCGAUUGAGCUUGCGCGCGUGGUUGUGCCCAAGGGCGGGUCGACGUACAUCCGGCAACAAUACGAGGCCAACAAGCUCACGGCUAGCGAGGAGCUUGCUGAUGUUGUGGCGCAGGCAGAACCAGACAUGGCAAUGAAAAUGUAUCACAAGGCUGAGGCCCACGCAAAGGUUGUGAACCUCCUGCUGCAACGCAACGAAACCCAAAAGGCGGUGGAGUACUGUAAAAGGGCGGGUUUUUCACCGGAUUGGCGUGUCAUUUUGAAUAAUUUUAUUCGCGUCAAUCCACAAAAUUCCGUGAGUUUGGCGUUGAUGCUCCAUCGUGACAUGGGUGACACCCCGGUCCUAGACCCAAAAGAGGUGGUGGACAUGUUUGUGACGGCGCAGCAGCUGCAGCAGGCGACAGAGUUUCUGCUUGAGGUUCUGCGAGGGAAAAAUGAUGAGUCGACCAAAGAGCUCCAAACGAAGCUGCUGGAAAUAAACUUAAAACACUCCCACCCGUCCGUCGCGGAGAAGAUAUUUGCGCGUGGUGUUUGCCUCCAUUACGAUGGAAUGAAGUUGGCACCCUUGUGUGAGCGGGCGGGACUGCCGCAGCGUGCCAUUGAAUGCUACGUCAUGGCGCAGAACCAGGACCCCGAUCUAGACAACCUCUCCAACAUCCGUCGUUGCCUCUCCCAUGCCCAAAGCUUCAAUCCGGAGUGGUUACUGGAGUUUUUUGGAAAACUCAGUCAGUCCGACAGCAUGAAGUGCUUGGAGGACCUGUUGCAGAAUCACCGUGGGAACUUCAAGGUUAUUGUGCAGAUUGCCGCCAAGUACAGUGAUGCGCUUGGAGCGGACAAGCUUAUCGAGCUCUUUCUCGAGCACAAGCUGUACGACAUUCUUUACUACUAUCUUGGUGCCAUUGUACCCUACACACGAGACCCGGAAGUGCAUUUCCGCUACAUUGAGGCUGCGGCGGAGGUGGGUCAGACGCAGGAACUGGAGCGAAUGACGCGGGAAAGCCCGUGCUACGACCCUGAACGAACGAAGAAUUACCUGAAAAACAAGAAAAUGACAGAUCUCUGGCCCCUCAUCAACGUGUGUGAUCGGCAUGGCUACAUUGAUGAAAUGGUGCGUUACUUGGUUGACACAGACAACGAGGCGCUUAUUGAGCAAUACCUGCAGCGUCGAAGCCCAGGGAAGACCCCGGAGGUGGUGGCGGCCCUCAUCGACUGCAACGUUCGAGAGGAGUUCAUCAAGAACAUUCUCAAUGCUGUAGGCACCAUGUGCCCCAUUCCUGAGUUGGUGCAGGCUGUGGAGGAACGGGGUCGUCUGCGUCUUAUUCAAGGAUGGCUGGAGGCCCGUUUGGCAGAAAAGAAGACGGAUGCGGCACUUCACAACGCUCUGGGAAAGUUGUAUGUGGACACCGACAACCACGCCGAAAAAUUCUUGAUGGAAGAUGCCUACUAUGAACCAUUAGUCCUUGGACAGUACUGCGAGAACCGUGACACAAACCUCGCCUACAUUGCCUAUCGCAAGGGGCACUUAAGUCAGGAGCUGGUGCAGCUGACUAUGAAGAAUGGCAUGUGGAAGCAGCUUGCUCGCUAUCUUGUGCAGGAGAAAAAUCUUGAGCUUUGGGCGUCAACGCUGCAAAAUGAUACCAAGGAUCGUGAUCGCCUUGUGGAGGCCGUACAACAAACCGCCCUGCCGGAGUCGGAAGUGGAUGAGGAGGUCAGUACCACCGUUCGGGCGUUUAUGAAUGCAGGGAUGACGCAGGAGCUGGCGUCAAUUCUGGAUCAAAUUGUGGUGCGAGGUCGCUUUAGGAAGAAUCGUUUCCUAGAGAAUCUUCUCAUCAUGACCGCCGUCCGCUCCCGCAAGGACAAGUUGAUGGAGUAUGUCAUGACACUAGAGAAUUACGACGCCAAGGAGGUUGCUAGCAUAGCUAUCAAUGCCGAGAUGCCUGAAGUGGCCUUUGCUGUCUAUGACAAGAACGAGAUGAAAAAGGAGGCGGCGACGGUGUUGCUGCAAAAUCUGAAAGAUGUCUCCCGCGGUCGCUCCUACGCUCAGAAGUGUGAUCACCCCGCAGUCUGGUCCGAGCUUGGGAGGUACUUGCUUGACGUCGAUGAGGUGCAUGAGGCAAUAGAGGCACUUAUUCGAGCAAAGAAUCCGAACUUUGUGGACGCAGUGACCGCGGCGGCGGAUCGCAACAACGAGUUUGGCGACCUCAUCAAGUACCUCAAUAUGGCUCGCGUAGAAUCUCGUACAAAGGACAACAAAAUCGAUACGGCGUUGGUGCUUACAUACGCCAAGACAGGUCACCUAACGGAGUUGGAAGAGUUUCUGAAGGAGACCCACAAUGUGCAGGUUCAGCAAGUGGCAGAUAAGUGCUUCGAUGAUGGACUUUACGACUCCGCGCGUGUGUUGUACACCUUGGCGUCCAACUUUCCCAAACUGGCGGUGACAUUGGUGAAGAUGAACAAUCUACCGGCAGCUGUAGAUGCCGCGCAAAAGGCAAAAUCACGGAAAACAUGGACAGCUGUGAAUAUUGCCUGUAUUGAGGCGAAUGAGGUUAAACUGGCCAACAUUUGUGCUGUUCCUCUUGUAUUAGAAGCCGAAAUGUUGCAGGGCGUCAUGGAUCGUUAUGAGAGACAUGGACUCUGGGAGGAAUUGUUCUCCGUGCUCAAAACGGCGUCCGCCACAACAGGGGCCCACAUGGGCAUCUUUACGGGGAUGGGACUGAUUUUGGCGAAAUACAAGCCUGAAAAGCUACUCGAGCAUGUGAAUAUGUACGCCAAGAAAAUUAACACCCACAAAAUGAUUUCUGCAUGUGAGCAGUACCAUCUGUGGUUGGUGCUUCGAGUGUUGCACGUCAACAAUGAGGAUUGGCUUGCCGCCGCAACGACGAUGAUGCAACACUGCGUCGAUGCCUGGGAUCAUGACAUUUACAAGAGUGUGGUGAGCCACUUGGGGUCCAGCGACGUGGUGUACAACUCCAUCCCCUUUUACAUUAAAACCAACCCCCAACUCCUCAACGACUUUCUCAUCAGCAUGUUUAAGGCGCUGGACCCCGAGCGUGUCUUGCUGGAGGUGCAGAAGAUCGCCCCUGUCCACUUUAUUCGUCAAUAUCUAGAGUCUGCCCAGGAGCGCAACUCGAGACUGGUGAACGAGGCAAUUAACAAACUCUACAUGGAGGAUGAGGACUUUGUUGCGCUACGCAACUCGGUAGAGCGCUUCGAUAACUUUGACUCUGCCGAACUAAGCACUCAGCUGGAAAAGAUGGAACUGUUUGAGUUCCGCAAGAUUGCACUCUAUCUGCACCGACGUAACAAGCGCUACACGCACGCCAUUGCGGUGGCGAAGGCGAACAGGCUCUUCCAGGACGCCAUCGAAACUGCCGCCGAGAGCGCCAACCCGCAGAUUGUAGAGGAUCUUCUUGACUUCUUCGUCGUGGACCACCCAGAGUGCUUUGUCUCCUGCCUCUACACGUGCUACGAUCACCUCACGCCUCAGUCCGUGAUGGAAAAAGCCUGGCUCAACAAGCGCACCGAACUCGCGAUGCCGUACUUUAUUCAGGUUAUUCAGGACUACACAGCCAAACUGUCGCGAUUGGAGAAGUCCAUGACGGACGCCCAACAAUCUGCGAAGGAAGCGGCGAGGCGAACAGGGCCUUUACAUGCGGCUGGAGAGGCCCCUCUCAUGAUCCGAGCAGGGCCACCAAAUCCAAUGGGCGGGGCUGUCCCGAUGCCGAUGCCGAUGCCGAUGCCGAUGCCGAUGAUGGGGAGUGCGCAGCAGGGCAACUACGGUCCCCCACCGCGGUUCGGCACCGGACGGAAUUUCUGA